Tripterygium wilfordii is the source of this 941-nucleotide messenger RNA. RefSeq names its product E3 ubiquitin-protein ligase AIRP2-like. The record is from RefSeq and is a predicted model, not a curated record. Gene Ontology annotation, molecular function: ubiquitin protein ligase activity. Gene Ontology annotation, biological process: protein ubiquitination. The coding region runs from base 47 to 805 and encodes 252 amino acids. The transcript is spliced from 5 exons. NCBI's taxonomy places the organism in Eukaryota, Viridiplantae, Streptophyta, Magnoliopsida, Celastrales, Celastraceae.
UGAGAGGUCUUAAUUAUUUUCUCUAAGUGGGGAGAGUGGAAGAGAGAUGAUGGACUGUUAUGAGGUUGGUGGUAGCUCCUCUUGCCAAGACUUUCUCAAGGUUCUUGAGGCUGAUAUUCAGUUUGCCAACAUGUUGGCAGCUUCUAUUCCCGGAGCAAAGGACGGUUCUUAUCUUCAGAUGAAACUCGUUUACAAUCACUUUGCUCCCAUCUGCUUGUUUUUGCUUCAAUGGAUUGAUUGUUCAUGCACAUUUCUACUUUCAAAUUGUCUAAACCUUUUCCACAUUGCUGUCUAUAAGGUAUGCUCAGAUGGGAAGCCAAGUACCAGAAGGAAAGCCACCAUUAGAGAAUUCUAUGCAGCUGUGAUAUUACCAUCUCUUCACCGUCUUCAUGUUAAUUCAUCCGAGGCUAGCAUGACUGGGGAGGAAGGUAACAGCUUCGAGAUGGUAGUGAAGAAGAAAUUAGAAGGUAGGAAGAAGCUUUCGGAAGUGGAUUUCGAGAGAGAGGACGAAUGUGGAAUCUGUUUUGAGCCUUGCACCAAAGUUGUCUUGCCAAGCUGCUGCCACUCAUUGUGUAUCAACUGCUUCCAUGAUUGGAAUACCAGAUCAGAAUCAUGUCCAUUUUGCCGGGGGAGUUUGAAAAGAGUAAACUCAGAAGAUCUAUGGGUUCUCACUUGCCGUAGUGAUGUGGUUGAUACACAAAGAGUGAUAAGAGAAGAUAUUUUGCGCUUCUAUCUCUACAUGAACAGCCUGCCUAAAGAUAUACCAGAUGCUCUUUUCUUGGUGUACUACGAUUACUUAAUCUAGUUCGACAGAAGAUAACAGAAGCACAGAGAUAUUGAAAAUGGCAGACUAUCACAAUGCGCGUGGUCCGGUCAGUUCUUAGUCCAUCUCCUUGAUUCUGAGGAAGCCCAUUUUAAGGAAAAUUUCUGUGAAGGGCAUG